Prorocentrum cordatum is the source of this 411-nucleotide messenger RNA. The record is from the annotation of a GenBank genome assembly. NCBI's taxonomy places the organism in Eukaryota, Dinophyceae, Prorocentrales, Prorocentraceae.
AGGGCUGGUGGCCGCGGGCCUGCCGGGCGGUGCGCGAGAUGGACCGGGCCCAGGUGAAGGCCACCGUCGUCCUCUGUGUGGCGGGCCUCUUUUUUUCGCUGCUGAUCACGUGGUGUGUAUGGCGCAUGGGGAAGUGGGCCAUCCGCUGCGUGGUGAUCUACUUCACAGGCCUUCCAUUACUGUUCUUGUACAAGGAGGUUGAGGAGCGGGUCAUCAAUUGGCGAAAGACAGCCAAGGAGUGGACUGCCCCUGUCCAGUCCUGGAUCAAGUGGAAGAAAGGCCGCCUGUGGCUGCGCAGGCUCCUGGGCCUGGUGCUGGUCUGCGUCGCGAUGGCCCUCCUCGGGGUCUACGCCGCCCUGGCGGCUCUCGGCGCGGUGCUGCUCUUCCUCAAGUAUGUCACCUGAGCGGCGC